This is a messenger RNA of Gigantopelta aegis, 1430 nucleotides long. RefSeq names its product phospholipid phosphatase 1-like. Lineage: Eukaryota; Metazoa; Mollusca; Gastropoda; Neomphalida; Peltospiridae. The coding region runs from base 17 to 925 and encodes 302 amino acids. Gene Ontology annotation, molecular function: phosphatidate phosphatase activity. The transcript has 6 exons. The record is from RefSeq and is a predicted model, not a curated record. Gene Ontology annotation, biological process: signal transduction; phospholipid metabolic process; phospholipid dephosphorylation.
UUCGGUGAUAAUCAUAAUGAUCGAGAAAAGAGUGUAUCGUAAAAUUGCCAUCGAUGUGGUGAGCGUUUGUGUCUUGGCAGUGCCCAUCCUCGUUUUCAUAACGGUAAUGAAACCGUAUCACCGUGGCUUUUUCUGUGACGACGAGAGUUUGAUGCACCCGUUCAAAGAAGACACGAUACCCACGUGGCUGCUGGGUGUUAUUGGUCUUGGCUUACCUAUUAUUUGUGUACUGACAAUCGAGGCUUUACUGACGAAGACCAACAAGGGUGUGAUCUUGCCUAAGGAUGUACUCUCCCCCAAAAUCCGCCCGUAUCUUGAGAGAUGCUAUGAUAUAAUCCGGGUGUUCAUAUUUGGAACUGCUGCGACUCAGUUCCUGACUGAGAUUGGGAAGUUCAGCGUCGGUCGUCUGCGGCCACACUUCUUUGACGUCUGCAAGCCAAACAUCACCAAAUGCACGUCUACUCUUGGCUACGUCACGGAUGACGUCUGUGAAGGUACCGACAUCAAGAAAAUUCUUCAUGCUAGGCUGUCGUUCCCAUCAGGACAUGCGUCAAUCUCAAUAUUCUGUAUGGUAUAUCUUAUGGUGUAUUUACAAAUACGACUAAAGAUCCAGGGAGCUGACUUAGCCAAGGCAGUGCUGCAGGUGGUCGCCAUUACGCUUGCCAUCUUCACCUGUCUCUCUAGAAUUUCAGACUACAAACAUCACUGGGGCGAUGUUCUAGGUGGGGCCUUAUUGGGGUUCGCAGUUUGUGUAUUGGUUGUGUGGUGUCUCUCAGUCUUGGUUCCUGAUGUGAGUCUGCAGACGAUUUUGCUGUCGAUUUCUGGUAAUCAGAUGACACAUUACAGACGUACACACCAAGAAAGCUCAGAGUCUCAGGGCAGUGAAGGAAUGGAUGGCUUGACUGGUGUUGCAGUAAAUAAUUAGUAGCGGACUUACGAGUGGCACUGUAAGGGAUGUAUAGUGGGAAGUGAGUUUUCCCCAAAUAUGGGUCGUACCUAAUCUAAAACGGCAAGGGAGCAAUAAAAAAUAAACCAUGUCACAUUAAUAUGGGGAUUUUUUUCCAGUUGUUUUUAGCUAAAUAUUUGGGUUUUUUCAUAUUUGUUUUAGUGGGUGGGGGUGCCUCUGAUCUCCGCUAGGAUUUGCAUUGCCUAAGGAUUUGGUCCUUGCCCGUUUGGUUGAAGGGAGUCGUAAUCAACAACAUUUUUUUUUCAUUCAAUAAGCCAUUGUCUUUCAGACCCCAGAUAAUACUAACAGUGAAAUACAGUACCGUGUAUGUCGAGUUGUCAUGUAAGGUGUAUCUCGGUAGGUACGAGGGUGAAGAGCAGAUUGUGUUGGGUUAUUUGUUUAAAUUUCAGGAGGGAGGAAAUUAGUUUUUGCCUCUGAGCUCCAGACUACACCGCUAAAAAAAUAUAUCAAAAUUUGGAAAUGA